AAUUUGGAGAACAAGGCCUGAGAACAGAUAUCGUUCAGAUAUAAAAGGGUCCAGACAGACUUUCUUGCACCAAUCAAGCAGUCACCCUGAAGACAGGAUGUUCUUAUCGGAAUUCAUCUUAACGGGAUUUUUCGUCUGCCUUCUCGGCGGUCUGAGUGAGGGGGCGUUACACCUGUCCAAUUACUAUGGCGACCACAUGGUCCUGCAGCGUGGUCCCCAGCGAGCUGUCCUCACUGGAACAGCGACGAGAGAGGGCGACACCGUCACUGCCCAGAUCGUGGGUCAUGGGUCACCGGUCACAGGUCAGGUUCACAGCGGCAAGUGGAAGGUGAAGCUGCCUGCUGUGACAGAAGCCGGACCUUUCGUCAUCAGGGUCAGCUCCAGCGAGGGACAGGUCACUCUCAACGACGUGCUCUUCGGGGACGUGUGGCUGUGCUCUGGGCAGAGCAACAUGGAGUUUCAAAUGAAUCAGGUAAUGAACUCCGGUGCGGAGUUGCAAAAGGUCAGCCAGUUCCCAACCAUCCGCUUCUUCAAAGCCCAGCACCAAAAGUCCAACACGCCUCUGGACAACCUCAUUGUGGCCCAGGGCUGGAGUCUCCCUAACCCUCAGAGUGUUCAGUCGUUCUCCGCCGUGUGCUGGCUGUUCGCGGAGUACCUGCAGCCUCACCUGAAGUAUCCCAUCGGCCUCGUUGAAGCAUCAUGGGGAGGCACCACCAUCGAGGCCUGGUCUCCCCCAGAAGCCAUUAACGCCUGUCCCGCUAUACACCACACCCAGCAGGAACAGUCUUGCUGUCCACAGAGCAAGCUUGUGAUCUGGAAUGGAAUGAUUCGCCCACUACUCAGUAUGACCAUCUUCGGGGCACUCUGGUACCAAGGGGAAUCUAACUGGGACCAGACAGACAUUUACUCAUGUCAGAUGAAGCAGUUGAUCAGCACCUGGAGGUCAGAGUUCAACCAGCAGUCCAUGGGAGAAACGUCACAAAACUUUCCCUUCGGCUACGUUCAGCUGGCGGGCUACCACAACUCCCAGGAUGUGGGAGCGUUUCCUGUCCUGCGCUGGGCACAGACCGGGGGUCACGGUUACGCCCCGAACCCCGACCAACCCCGUUCCUUCAUGGCUGUAGCUAUGGACUUGCCAGACUUUACCUCACCUUACGAUCCCAUCCAUCCUCGCUACAAGCAAGAUGUCGCCCAGCGCCUGGUGCUAGGAGCACUCAACGUGGCCUACGGUCACAGUGACGUCGCGUUCCAGGGACCGUUCCCCACACAGUUCCACGUGACCGGUUCUGGCGCCCAGAGGACGAUAACCAUCGAGUAUAACAAUGGACGAACAUCGCUGGACAUCAGAAACACGAAGGGAUUCGAUAUCUGCUGCGGUGGAGCGAAUGCCCACAGCUGUGCCGAGCACGGAACAUAUUGGGUUGAUGCACCAAUCACAAGCCACCAAGGCUCCCACGUGACCAUUGCCGCUUCCGGCUGCAACGCCAACAAGGUGCUGGGUCUGCGCUACGCGUGGCGAGAAAGUCCCUGUAACCUCAAACAGUGCGCCAUCUACGCCGCCGACAGCAGCCUACCCGCUCCCCCAUACCUCACCAACACGCUACCCGCUUAAAAAAACACCAUCCGCAACCGUCAUAUCUAAACUGUGAUUAAAUCCUGUCUGCCUGA
Messenger RNA from Pomacea canaliculata, 1668 nucleotides. Its product is annotated as sialate O-acetylesterase-like. The coding region runs from base 98 to 1612 and encodes 504 amino acids. Lineage: Eukaryota; Metazoa; Mollusca; Gastropoda; Architaenioglossa; Ampullariidae. The record is from RefSeq and is a predicted model, not a curated record. Gene Ontology annotation, biological process: carbohydrate metabolic process. The transcript is spliced from 9 exons. Gene Ontology annotation, molecular function: sialate O-acetylesterase activity.